Messenger RNA from Prorocentrum cordatum, 391 nucleotides. NCBI's taxonomy places the organism in Eukaryota, Dinophyceae, Prorocentrales, Prorocentraceae. The record is from the annotation of a GenBank genome assembly.
AUGCCGAUCAGGAUCCAUGUGAGGGUUGCGUUUCUUUGCCAUACGGUGCGGGCGUUCGUUCAGGAAUGUGCCCAGGAUGCUGCAGACCCUGGAGGGCUCCUUGUCCGAGGAGGGCGGCGGAGAUAUCCGUGGCCAUCCACGAUGGGAGUUCCACCGGCUUCCAGGCUCUGGAUUUCUCAUCCAAUCCUGGAGGGGGACGCCUGGCGGCUCCGCGGCAGCCGGAGGGUCCCGUGCAGCGACUCCGCGGCGGCCCCGGGCAGCACAAAAAGAGGCCGUGGGGCGGCGGGGGAUGCCGCCGCUCAGCGGGUCGCGCCGCCGGCUCUGCCCCCGCGGCGCCUCGGCGCGACGCGCGGGCCACGUCGCAGCCCCCAUGGGGGCUGCGACGUGGCCA